AAAAAAGAGAAGGUCGCACAUCAAAAAUCCACUGAACCGCGUCUUAUCGGAGCUGCCCAGACGCGCCUAGCUUACUCAGCACCACCACGUCAUUCAACUCUCUUUGAUCACCCUGACGCUUUUAACGAACCCUCGAUCCUCUUCCUUCUUCCAACCUCGCCAAACUUGAGACCUUACCGCAGUUCUGCCUGA
Penicillium concentricum is the source of this 192-nucleotide messenger RNA. RefSeq lists its product as uncharacterized. The transcript is spliced from 2 exons. The annotation marks the transcript as partial. Lineage: Eukaryota; Fungi; Ascomycota; Eurotiomycetes; Eurotiales; Aspergillaceae. The record is from RefSeq and is a predicted model, not a curated record.